Lycium ferocissimum is the source of this 3010-nucleotide messenger RNA. RefSeq names its product phosphatidylinositol 4-phosphate 5-kinase 1-like. Gene Ontology annotation, biological process: phosphatidylinositol metabolic process. Gene Ontology annotation, molecular function: ATP binding; 1-phosphatidylinositol-4-phosphate 5-kinase activity. The coding region runs from base 272 to 2521 and encodes 749 amino acids. The transcript has 8 exons. The record is from RefSeq and is a predicted model, not a curated record. Lineage: Eukaryota; Viridiplantae; Streptophyta; Magnoliopsida; Solanales; Solanaceae.
ACGCAUUUCAGACAACAAAAUUCUAAAAAGCUGAAGUAUGCUGAGUGCCCAACAAUACCACCAAAAAUUUUCAAAAAAGCAAAAGUAAGAAAGAGAAAGAAAGAAAGAAAAAAAAAAAAAUAACAUAAAAAAUCUCAGUCUCCGGUACCGACACCGGCAAUGUCGUCGGUUCCAACUACUCCAACAAACACAGUAGUAUUACCUAUGUGAAGUUAAAAAAAGGCAACACUAAAUUUUUUAUGUAUGUGUAUAUAUUUGUACUGUUAGUACUAUGACCAAGAAAACUAGUACUAACCUGGAUGAUGAAGAUAACAACGGAGACGUUGUUCUCAUCCCUUCAGCGUUGUCUACAUCAGCUAAUAAUCGGUCUAGAUUAUUAUUACAAGCUAGUUCUCGUCGCAUUACACCUACGGACGACGGAGAUCUGUCGUUCUCGGGAAAUGUGCCGCCGGAGCUAAGGCAGUUACCUAACGGAGAUCUAUAUAUAGGUACUUUUUCGGGUAAAGUUCCACACGGUAACGGUAAAUAUUUAUGGUGUGAUGGAUGUAUGUAUGAAGGUGAAUGGAAAAGAGGUAAAGCUAGUGGUAAAGGUAAAUUUUCAUGGCCAUCAGGUGCAACUUAUGAAGGUGAUUUUAAAGAUGGGAGAAUGGAUGGUUAUGGUACUUUUAUUGGGGCUGAUGGAGAUAAUUAUAGAGGAUGGUGGGAAAGUGAUAGGAAACAUGGAUUUGGUGAGAAGUUAUUUGCAAAUGGUGAUUUAUAUGUUGGUUUAUGGAAAUGGAAUUUACAAGAUGGUGAAGGGAGAUUUGUUUGGGGUAAUGGUAAUGAGUAUAUUGGUGAAUGGAAAAAAGGGGUUAUGUUUGGUAAAGGUGUUUUUAUUUGGGCUAAUGGGAAAAGAUAUGAAGGUGAUUGGGAUAAUGGAAUGCCUAAAGGAAAUGGUGUGUUUAGUUGGCCUGAUGGUAGGACUUGUUAUACUAGUGGUUCAUGGGGAGAUAGUAAUAAUAAUAAUAAUAAUUCGUCGAAACAAGAAUUUAGUACUGGUAAUGGUGGUGGUGGUGGUGGUCAGGUACUGAGGAGAUCUUCGGUGACUAUGAAUGUGCGCGAAAGGAAUGUUAAUUUACCGAGGAUUUGUAUAUGGGAAUCGGAUGGGGAUGAGGGGGAUAUUACUUGUGAUAUUGUUGAUAAUAGGGAGGCUUCGUCGAUGUUUGUUCCUAGGAAUGAUGAUGAGGAGGACGAGGAUGAUGAUGAUGAUGAUGAUGAAGAGAGUGAGAGUUCUGAAGGAGAUGAAAAUGGGGAUUUUCGGAAGAGUCCUUACCGCUCUGAAGCUGUGGAAAUGAAGAAGCCCGGGCAACCGAUAACCAAGGGACAUAAGAAUUAUGAUUUGGUGCUUAGUCUUCAGCUAGGUAUUAGAUAUUCUACUCAGAAGCACGCCUCAAUUACCCGAGAAGUAAAGAAUUUGGAUUUCGAUCCUAAUGAGAAGUUCUGGACGAGGUUUCCACCUGAGGGUUCCAAACUCACGCCGCCUCAUCAGGUCCUGGACUUCAAAUGGAAGGACUACUGUCCCGUGGUUUUCAAGAAGCUUAGGGAAUUGUUUGGAAUAGAUCCAGCUGAAUACAUGCUAGCUAUCUGUGGAAAUGAUGCACUUAGGGAACUGUCUUCCCCUGGGAAAAGUGGCAGCAGCUUCUAUCUAACUCACGAUGACCGAUUUAUCAUCAAAACUUUGAAAAAGUCCGAAGUUAAGGUGCUCAUUAGAAUGCUUCAAAAUUAUUAUCGACAUGUUGGUCAGUACAAAAGCUCAUUGGUGACGAAGUUUUAUGGUGUACAUUGUGUUAAAAUGGUUGGAUGCCAAAAGACACGUUUUGUUGUUAUGGGGAACAUGUUCUACUCUGAACGUGUGAUCCAUAAGCGGUUUGAUUUAAAGGGAUCCUCUUAUGGCCGUACAACUGAUAAGCCAGGAGGAGAGGCUGAUGAGACUACCACGUUUAAAGACCUCGAUCUCAACUUUGUCUUUCAAUUGCGACAAUCUUGGUUUAAAGAGCUUAUAAGGCAAAUUGAUAUAGAUUGUCAGUUUCUGGAAGCUGAGAAUAUUAUGGAUUACAGUCUUUUAAUUGGUGUUCAUUUCUGCAACUAUAGUAACAAUGGCGAGAUGAAUUUGUCACCUUCCGGCAAUGCUGCUGCUCUAGAUUCUUGCUUAUGUGAUGCAGAGAGUCAUGAUAAGGGACAGAUCAUGGAGGAAUGGAAGCCUCCUAUAAAUUCAGCUGCAAACGUGCCUGCAAGGGCGGUGUGCAUAUCAAGGAGUGGAAGUGAGUCAACUUCCGGACAGGGUGGCGAUGGGGCUAAUAAUACUAUCCUUUGCUUGGGAAUCAUUGACAUUCUACAAGAUUAUGAUAUCAGCAAAAGGCUAGAACAUGCAUACAAGUCAUUUCAGGUGGAUCCCACUUCCAUAUCUGCUGUUGAUCCAAAGCUCUACUCUAAAAGAUUUCGAGAUUUUAUAAGUAGAAUCUUUAAAGUAGACGAAGGGUAAGGAACAAGGAAAGAGCACGAAGAUAAGGUAAUUGGUCAUUGCGUUUCUGUUUAAUGCUUUGGCAGCUUAUGGAGAUGGGCAAGUGAGAAACAAGAAGAGACCGGAAUUAGUUGAAUCAAUGAACGUCUUUGUUUGCUGAUUAUAUGAUGACUGGUUUUUGUGGAGAUCUUGGCCAUUGGUAAAGUGUGAAUGAAUGGUCUGAUGAAGUUGGUGAUGCCCGAUUUUAUUUUAUUCCUUUUUUCCUCUUGCUAUCUAUGUCAAGGGUGCUCAAUCUAGGCAAGCUAUGUAUAUCUUUUUUCUUUCUCCUUUUGGUCACUCUCUAGUUGAGUUGAGUGAACAUAAAGAUUUUGAUCAAAUGUACAGUAAAGGAAAUCUUUUUGGUAGUAUUUGUAGUUACUGUGUUCUACGACGAUAAUUAAUGCUUAGUUCCUCGUUUAAUUGUGUUAGGAAUGACUUGUAGAUUGAGGGAAGUUGAAGAAGUGUGUUAUC